Lethenteron reissneri (Far Eastern brook lamprey) is the source of this 5707-nucleotide messenger RNA. RefSeq names its product coiled-coil domain-containing protein 162-like. The record is from RefSeq and is a predicted model, not a curated record. Lineage: Eukaryota; Metazoa; Chordata; Hyperoartia; Petromyzontiformes; Petromyzontidae.
AUGGCCUUUGUCCAGUCAUCUGAGAAGCCGAUGCAGAUGCUGGUGGACUGCUACUUCCAAGCAUAUGAGCACUCCCUGGACGGAGAGGAGAGGGUGGCGCUGGCUCAGAUCAUCGCCGACACGGUCCACCAGCGGCCACGUUUCGAGCAGAGAAGUGUCGACUUUGCUGAGACGUACCGCAUGGAGAGGGCCUGCUUGCAGACCCUGCACCAGCUGCUCAUGGGAGUCAUGGACAGACAGGUGGCCGCUAUGCGCGACUAUGCUCGGAGCGUGUGGCGCGACGGGGAGAGGGGCAACAUGCUCGACUACGGCCUACCUCCUCGCAUCGUGCCCACCGAGCCCAUAGCGCUCGCCAGGACCAGCGGCGCUGCGACGAGGCCGCUCUCGCUGCUUGAGGUGCACCCCUCGCUGGGGCUCGUGUGGCGCGUCACCCAUGCGCUGCGCCUCGCCUGUUCCGAGCUUUCUCCGCCGCCAUCGCCGCAGCGGCUCCCCUCCGGCACCGAGCGCCUCCGCAUGGAGCAGCACGUGUUGCGCGCGGCGCUCGCCGCCUGGGCGGCCGCCGAGACGCCCGAGCUGGACUACGGUGCCGCCGUCCACAGAGAGUUGUUCGGGGAGGGGCUCCUGGGCGACCCGUGGUGUGUCUGUGAGCUGGGCUCGGCACUGGUGGGCGCCGGGGAGACGCAGCACGGUGGGGAGGAGACGCCGGGUCAGCGGGCCGAGCGGGCCCUCUCCUCCUGGGCGCUCCUGCUGGACGUCCUCUCGCUUCGACACCGGAUUGCCGAGUCGGCGCACGAGACGGCUCUGCUCGCCCGGCUGUACAAGGGCCUGGCGGGGCGCAUGGGCUUCGAGGAGUGUCACCUGUACCUGAGGCCUGUUCCCUUCGAGUUUGCUUCUCAUGGAGAUGGAGCCGGGGAAGGCCCAGUCUUCCUCACGGCCACACUGGAUGCUGAUGCCAGUCUGGACCGGUUCAUCCCUUCGCAGCUUCCGUUGGCCAUCGGUGAGCUUGACGAAGCACCAGUGAAGAGGAUCAGCUUCCACUCGCGCGAUUCUCUCAUGCAGCUCAUGAGCCGAGCAGGAGUGGAGUGCCUGCAACUGAUACUGCUUUGCCAGGUGACCCACAAGAACGGGCUGGUUGCAGCCCUGCAGCAGGCCAGCUUCUGCCAGCUGUCACCCUUGCCUCACAAGUCAAAGUCGGCCGAGGACUCGGAGGGCUCGAGCCGCCUGAGCUCGGCGUCCGUGGGCACGCCGAGCGCGUCGGGGCGCUCCGAGUCCGAGUGGGAGGGCCCCGCCGGUGCCCCCGGUCUCUCCGCCAAGCACCCGUUCCUUGGCAAGAAAAGCGUGACGUUUGCAGACACCCAGAGCUCCACAUGGCUCGCGGCGCAGGCGUUCGUGUCGCUGCAGCUGGAGCGACGAGGGGCACGCGAUGCCGCGCUGCGCGGAUUCCUCCGCUGGAAGGGAGCGCAUGGAGUGCUCGCCACGCACGCGGAGGAGGUGGAUAAAAUUAAAAGAACCCUCAUUGUGGAAUUUUGCCAAAGUGUGGCGUUGAGGAUGGCCCAGUUCUCGGCGCGUGGGCAGAUCCUGGCAAGCUACGCGGGGCUGCGCACUGCGCUGGCCGCCGUGCCUGCACUGCGUGACUCACACUUCAUGCUGGGGGACGGCAGGGAGAGGAAGGGGGAGCGCGACUCGGAGGCUGGACUCACGGCCGAUCCCAGGCGGCUGCAGGCCCGGCCGCGCCGCGUCCUCUCCGCCGACGGCAGUGUCUUCCUCAACGCCUGGUUCAUCCCACACCCCCGCGAGGUGCUGCAGAUGUUCAGCACCCUGGAGGACGUGCACUGCUACCGCGCCCUGCGCCUGGUGCUGCACAUCGCGUGCGCGCUGCACGACAUUGUGCACACGCUGAGCGUGAGCGCGCUGAGCGUGAGCGCACCGCUCGGCACCUCCCAGCUGCCCGUCGCAACGCAGCUCUCGUCGUGCGGGGAGACCCACGCCAUCGAGAGCGAGCUGCAUGAGAUCCAGAGGCAGCUGGAUGAGCUCAAGGACCCCAGGAGCCCCGAGCAGGCGGCCGAGCUCCUGUGUCGGUACCGCCAGGUGAUGCUGCUCAAGUUUGAGGCGGCCAGCAGCAACAGCCUCAGGGACAGCGGCGCCGUGCGAGUGAGCGAGGAGGCGAGCACCACGGCCCGUGCACUCGCGGAUGUCCCUGCCGCCAGCCUGUAUGGAGCGGCGCUGCGCCUGCCGCAGCCCGUGCAGCCGGGCAGCACACAGGCCGCGGAGCUCUUCCCCUGGAGGUCAUUCCUGAACACAGAGGGGCCCUACCCGGGGAUGAUCGGCCAGCUGUGGCAGACGCAACAUGGCCUGCAGCUGCGUCUGUGCGGACUGACGGACAGCGGGCGUCGGGCCCUCAACGGUGAGAUGCUCGGCGUCUCACUGCUCUUGGAGGACGUCCUGCAGACAGCGGCCGCCGGCGGGGCCGCGUCUGUCGUGGCCCCGCCGGCAGAACGUGCUCCUCAUGGCAGCGGUGAUGACGACGACGACAACGAUGGGGGAGGGACGCUGCUGGCCCCACCCCUCCCCGGCACGCCGCGGGCCGACCCGCUGUCGACCCUUGCGCUGCUCGAAGCGUUCCUGCUACUGUGCAAGCGGCUAGAGCUCCUCAAGGCGGAGUGGGGGCGCCAGCGGCCAGGAGUGAGCGACGCUGCCGGGCUUGGCAAGGCGUACAGGGUGGAGAUCCUGGCCCCGGCGCUGAAGGCCGUCGCGUGCCGCAUGGGACUAGAUGUGCCGGGGGAGGCUCGGCUGGAGGAGGCCAUGGCGGCCCCAGCGGGGGCUUCCGAGGUGGACGUCCGCAUGGCGCAGCUGGAGAAGCUGAUUGACAGUUUGGAGUGCAGGAUGAUUCAAGAGACACACAGGAACGUCAGCGCAGAGCUUGCGCUGGCUGUGUCCGAGAGGGCACGGGAGGAGGCUGCACUCCCUACAGACCUGUGGAGGCACCCCCUGAUGAGUGAAAACCUCACCAAUGAGCGGCCUGCCAUCGUGGAGGACUUUGUCUAUCAUCUCCUGGAGCACGCACAGCUCUCGGAGACUGAAGUGCGGCUGGACAAAGCGCACCUCUCCCGUGGCCUGGCGACGCUCGCCUCGCACGUCAUGCAGAGGGAGCGGAGCAACUUCCAGGCCUUCUCAAUGUUCUAUGAGCACCUGCUGCGCCACCAGCAGCGCUUGCUGCAGCAGCGCGAGCAGGCACUCGCCGCUUUGCAGGAGGCGGCCCGACCCAUGGAGCAGCUCGACGUGCAGCACGAGCUCGGCGAAGGGACGCUGCGGCUGCUCGUCGAGGUGACAUCUCUGCGCUCGCAGCUCGCGGAGGCGCGCGGCUCUGAGGAGCGAGCACGGCAGCGGGCGCGCGACGAGGAGCGCGCCGAGUACGACGCGCUCAUACGCAGCCUCUGCUCCGACCUCUUCGCCGUCAUGGGCGCGCUGGACGAGUUCAGGACAGAGCUGCACCGGGAGGCACUCGACUCGGUCGCGCUCGUGCGCAGGGAGGGGGUCGAGAGUAUCCGGCUCCUCCGCAGGAAGAGCGGAGUGAACAGGGAGGACUGUUCCCUGCAGAGGAACCUGAUCAAGCACGAGGAGGUGCAGAGGCUGCGAGAGGAUAAGAGCCACCUGGAGACGCUGGUGAGCAAGAUGAGGGUGCUGAGCUACUGGAGACAGAGCAGCCUGAGGAGGAGCCACUCCAAAUCAACUGCAGAGCUACAGCAAGCCCUGGCGCGUCUACGCUCGGAGCAAGCAUGUGUGCGGGCCGAGGCCGGCGCCGAGACGACGUCACUGCGUGCCCGCACUCAGGCCCUCCAGCAGGCUUUGACCUGGGCCCAGGCCGAAGGGCAGGAAGCUCGUGCACAGCUCCAGCACGAGCGCGAGCAGCAGCUGGAAAAGUCGCAUCGCGAGCAGCAGGAGCGGCAGGUGUGGCGCGCGCGUGAGGAGGCCCACGCAAGCUCGGCGGCGUGGUUCUCCUUGCAGCUGUCGCAGAACGAGCGGCAGCUGGGCACCCUGUCGGUGGAGCUGCAGAAGAGCGAGCGUGUGGCCCAGCUCCAGCACAAGCGGCUGGGUGUGGAGAGCAGACAGAUGCGCAGCCGGCUGGAGCAAGAGCGCGGACUCAAGCUGGAUGCGUUCCAGCUCGUGGAGGAGCUGCAGGGGCAGCUCAACGGCUCCCAGCCCCUCUCACUCUCUGCAGCCUCACGCAGUCGAUCUGCAUUGUCACAGCUACAGGGCCACAGCAGGAGCAGCAGCAGCAGCAGGCGUAAGGUCGUGCAACUGCCCUCGGCGCCCAUGUCGGUCCGCUUGGCCCAGCACGCGCUCACGCCGGGCCCGUCCUCGCCGAGUCCGCCGCCUCCGUGCGCCGCCCUGCGCCGGCCGAAAACCGCUUCAGCGAGAUUGAGGGGAAGAGAUCCUCUGGUGCAAGAUCUCGACCACACACUUUCCUUACAGGAGCCUUAACUCACUCUUGAAACAUCACAUCCACAGAUAAUCAUAACAUGCAUUGUGUCUUUAAAACAUCCCGGGACACGAUGUAGGUGUGUAUCAAUUAAAUAGCAGAUGCUUAUAUUGUAUGGGUUGCUUCAUCAACUUUAGAGCGUUUGGCUGCUAUAUUUCCACGUGAUAAGCCACUUCGUUGAGCUAUCAUUUGUGGCCUGGUCGCUUCUGAAAAAGAGCCACAUAGCUCAGUGAGCCUUACCUGGUAAAAUAAAAAAUAGUUUUAAAUAUUUUAUAUAGUUUUAACUAAUGCGUGAAUUACUUUGAGAUUUAUAUUUUAAUAUAAAGUGGUAUGCUCAGUUUUUUCGGCUUGUUCUGCAUGUUGUUUGAUGUCAUGGACAUGUGCCAUAGUUACGCCUUACAAGCACAAUUUUUUUGCCAUAAAUGAUAUGCACUGUACUGUACUGAAGGCAAUAUAUUAUUACUCUCAUGUGUCAUUUGUACAGUUAUGGAAUUGGCCUUGUGUUAUUUAACAUUUAACACGUUUAAGAAUUUAAAACAUUUAACAAAUUCAAAAUGUACGUGGCAUCAUAAUUAUAAUUCAAUUGACGUGUAAUAAGCAUGGGCUGUUUUAAGUGGUAUUUUAAAUCGGGGUUUUACGGUUGUCUGUCUUAAGCGGUAGAAUUAUGUCGGAUUUUUGUUCUCACUUGGAGUCUAAUCUCAGGUCGCCACCUUCUCCACUGUAGACCAAACCCAGACAUACCUCGGAGUCAGCACUAGGUCUGCUAUCUAAAUUGUGUAGCUUACCAUAAUACAUUUCAACACAAUAUCGGUACCAGAUCUUGGAACAAAUCAUUCCUGCCACCCGAACACAGAUCGUGCCAAUUCUCAGACCGAUGGCGACCCUAAUUAUAUUCUCCAAAGUGACAACUACCAGUGGGAACCCGUGUACCAUCCACAACCGAUGGGAAUUCUGAGAAAAUAUUGGGGCAAUUUAAUGACGUUGUGGCUAAACAUUGAUGCUAUGAGGUUUGUGGUGCCUUUUGAAUAUGUAACGUAACGAAAAGCAACAUGUGAAUGUGUAUCGAGAAAAAAAUAUCUACAGUAGUGUCCAGGUAUAUUACCAGCUGGGCGUGGAUCAGUCGUGCAAAUUCCACAUUCAUAUGGCAAGGACGAAUAUCUUUAUUAAAAAGUUCACACACCUUUGCGGCUAAGUGCAAGUGCAUUAAUAAAAGAACAACCUGUGGUA